AUGUAUUCAAUCUUAGUAUUCGACAUAGUUCAUGAUCGUCGGAUCCCGAAACUCCGUGAUGAUUAUAUUCUUGUCAAAACAAUAGCUGUGGGUCUGAAUCCUACGGAUUGGAAGCACAUUGACUUUAUCAUGAAAGAACCUGGGCCGUUAGUUGGCUGUGAUUAUGCAGGGAUUCUCGAAGAUGUGGGCUCCAAGAUUACGAAGCCAUGCAAGAACGGGGACGGAAUAUGUGGUAUGGGACAUGGUUCCAACGCGUUCCAACGCGUUCCAACACGAAGAAGGUACUUUGCCGAGCAUAUUGUGGUGAAGGGAGAUAUCCAGAUCGGAAUUUUCGACAACAUCAAUUGCGAGCAGGCGGCUACUCUAGGUAUUGGUAUUGCGGCGGUCGGCCAGGGCUUGUACCAAGGACUGAGUCUGACGAUACCAACCGACUCAGUAAAGACGGCAGAGCCAAUGUUGAUUUAUGGUGGAAGUACUGCAACCGGUCAGUGCCUUGGGAAUUCAGUUCGCUAA
Molecule: messenger RNA, 513 nt
Organism: Penicillium samsonianum
Lineage: Eukaryota; Fungi; Ascomycota; Eurotiomycetes; Eurotiales; Aspergillaceae
Product: zinc-binding oxidoreductase ToxD
Exons: 1
Coding region: 1-513 (170 amino acids)
Molecular function (GO): oxidoreductase activity, acting on NAD(P)H
Source: RefSeq, a predicted model, not a curated record